This is a messenger RNA of Chrysemys picta bellii (western painted turtle), 5576 nucleotides long. NCBI's taxonomy places the organism in Eukaryota, Metazoa, Chordata, Testudines, Emydidae. The record is from RefSeq and is a predicted model, not a curated record.
UUUCCCUAGUUUGUCCUGGGGCUCUGCCUAGGGCCGAGAGGGUGAAAUUUGGUUUGGUACCUAAAUUAGGAGAGUGGAAAACAGCGAGAGCCGUUUAAAUCCCUUAGCUAACGGAUCCUUAAGGAUUUGCAUGCUCCAGACCUGCCAAAGCAACCCGGCUAGAAAGACCAAUUCAUCGGGGAGGGAGAUUUUGCCACAGACCCCCGUGCGCGGCACUGCCCGUGUGACCCCGCCGGCACAGCGGGGAAAGGGAAAGGGAGCAGGAGCUGCCCAGGAACAAGGGCGAAGUUUGACCCCGCUCCGGCUCCAAGCCUGGGAGUCACUAGCGCGCCUCUUACUUUUGGAUGAGUUGGGGCAGACGGGGCGGCGGCGGCAUCCCUCUGCUGGAGGCCGGGUGGCCGGGGGCCGCGUUGCGGGCAUCUCGGUCGGGCUGUUGAGAGCCGCUGGGGGCCGGGGCCUGGUUCAUGGUGGCAGCGGGGACCAUUCAGCCAGAGCCUCCCCCAGCCCCCUGGAGCGAUGGGGCACCGCGGAGCGCGCCUCGGAGCCAGCCCGGGGGGGGGGGGUAGAGGGAGGAGCAAAGCCGUGGGGGCUGGACAGCCCGGCCCACGGGAGCCCGGAGCGGGAGCCCACCCCCCGGCGGCUAGGAGGCUGCGGCGGCCCUAUGGGGGGCGGCCGGCGCCUGGGGAGCAGCAUUUAUGACGAUGGCUGGCACAGCGGAGCCAAUGGGAGGAGCAGCCCCCCCCCCCACCACGCGGGAGUCCCCGGCUGCUGGGGGGACGCAGAGAGCCGGGAACCCCCCCCCUUCAGCCCCUCUCUCGGCCCGGGGGGCGCAGUGAGCCGGGACCCCCCCUUCCGUCCCGCUCCUGGCCCGGGAAGCGCAGUGAGCCGGGACCCCCCCCCCCUCCCAUUCCCCUCCCGACCCGGGGGCGCAGUGACCCGGGCCCCCCCCUUCCGUCCCCCUUCCAGCCUGGGGAGUGCUGUGAACCAGGAUCCCCCUUCUAUCCUCCUCCCGGCCUGGGAGGUGCACCGCACCCACUCCUCCCCCCAGGGCUGUUGGAACAAUUGUUAUAGUGGGGGUGCUGGAAGAGGAAGCGAUGCAUUUGGUUGUUAUGACUACCUUCAAGCCAUGGGGUGCUCCCACACCCCUAGUUCUAGCCCCCCCCCCCAACUCUCCAAUCCUUUGGGGGCAGCAAGUCAGAUCCAUCCUCUCUCUAUUCCUCCAGCUGUCCUCUCACUCCCUUCCCCAUCAUCCCCCCAGCUACAGGGGCAGGGGGAGUAAUGCUCCACCCCCCUCCACAGCCCCGAGCUUCUUCCCCAUCUCCUAGAAGAGAUGCUGCCCCGUGCUGCCUCUUCCCUGCCCACCCCAUUAGUGGUCUGCCUCAGCUCCCUGGAGCUCUCCAUCCUCCCUCCCCCAGAGAGCCUGCACUUUCCUCUGCUUUGUUCUCCUUCUUUUUCACAGAUGCAGGAGGAAACCUGCUGGUGGCUUCUGCAGGAGAACUGACUGUUUCUCUGGGCCUCAGUGGUACCUCUGUCUGCCUCUUAUUUGGGGUCCUGAUAUCCUGAUGCAAAUUAUAUAUUUCAUUUUUCAUCAUUAUUACAGUAGCACCCAACUGUUCUGGAAGUUGUACCUAUAUGUCUACACAAAGGGAAUCGCUGCCCCAAAGAAGCAAUUUGACCCAUAUUUCUACAAUUAUACAAAGCAUUCCAAUGCAAUUGUAAGAUUUUGCAUCGCAAAUUAGUUGCUGUCAUCUCUGUCCUUUAUUUCCUAGAAGCACAGGUGGGGACACUAUUGGAGCUCCAAGCAAAGAAUCCAUUUCCUAAUCCUUACUUUGAAGGGUGCUAACUGUGUUCUUGAAGCCUAAUUGACCACAGUGACAAUCUAUCUCCCCCCUCACCUUUAUUACUGGUGCCUUAUUUGUGGCCAUCGGUCAGUAGUUUGGUAUGGAGGGAGGGACAGGUUUCUGCUGCUGGCAUACAGCUGUUCCCAAGAAAAUGUAGUGAGCUUCAUAGUCCUCUCUCCUUUUUAUGAUGGAGCCCAGGAAAGGAAACCCAGCUUAAUAUUUUAUCUAACAUACCAGCACUUCCAUAAUGUAGUUCUAUCAAGGAUCUAAAAGUGCUUUACAAACAUUAAAUUUCACACCUCUGGGAGGGAGGGAAGUGUUAAUAUCAUUUUACCCUUUACCAAUAAUGUACACCUGGAAAUAAUCAUCUGUUGCAUAUGGCCCUUGUCAUGUGUUUAUAAAAUAGGAGAGGAUGAUUAUGCACCAGCCAGCAAUGUCAUCACUCUCCUUUGCUAGUCACGAGUUAUGGAGUCAUCCCUAAAAGAAACUCACAUUAGGGAUCACCCAAAGAGUGUAUUUUUACUGAGUGAUUGUAUAAGUUAUGGCCCGCAACCUUGCAAACACUUAAGCACAUGUGUAAGUGUUUACAGGAUCAGGGCCAAUUUAGCAAUAACUUUACCCACCCCUGCUUUAAUGCAGGAAUAGCUAUUAGAGAAAGAGUUAAAGCAUGCUAGUGUGAUAUGAGAUAUAGGUUUAACUUGCAUACAUUUUGAUGGACACAUUGCUUUCCCACUCAUCAAUAAUGAGUGAAUUAUGCUGCUUAUUCCAAAUGAGUGCUAUUAAAACUUUUAACAUACCCCCAUCUUCAUGCUUUUUGAUAUAUACCACAUAUAUUACAGAGAAACAGAAAAGGGGUACUGGUGAGGGACUCUUUCAAGGGGUUGCUUUCUGAAAAAGUUUGCAUACUACUUCCACUGUGAGUGGAAAAUUCUGAUUUGGUUGCAUUUUGUACUUACUUUGCACAGGUGUAAAUAUCUAAACCAGAUUCAAGGUCAUGGAGAAUUAUACCAGCAGCGUAUAUUUCAAUGUGUACAAUCCCUUUCAUAGCAGCAUAACACUAAAGAGACUUUCUAGAAUGACAAGCAACCUGUGCUUUAUAUAUAUAUUGAAAAAUAAUCAGGGCAUCACAUCCUUUUCCCUGCCAACGAAGAAUCGUUCCGUGCACUGCAUUCUCCAGUGCUUUGUUCAGUUUAUUAAAAGCCUCAAGCUUCCACCCCUUUCUGAUUUGGAAAAAGUGGCUCUGCAUGGAAUUCUUCCAUGUUAUUAGAGUGAGGAAAGCUUCUGUGAUUGUCAUUCUUUAUAUAGAGAGACACUCUGAUGCCUAUAGGAUUGAACUCACAACCCUGGGUUUAGCAGGCCAAUGCUCAAACCACUGAGAUGCCUAUAGUUAAUCAGGGAAGUGAAAGAAAUACUAGGUGAUUGAUUGCCUUCUGAAAGGAAUGAAAGAAUAACUGUGAAACAAAUGCCUGCCUGUAGAUUAGUAUAUGGUAUUCAGGUUUGUGCAUAAAAAUAUGAGCAUGUUACAUUUCAUACACACACGAUUCUAUUUACAUCACUUGUGAAAGUGGAUAAGGUAAAGAGCAUGGAUUUUAUUGGUGCAAAUAAAUUGUACUCAGUACAAUACCAUGUUGAUGUUUUUCCCACAAUAUAUAUGCAUGUAUAUUUUCAGACUGGUCUUCUGAUUUUCGAAACCCUCACAACAUCCACAUCCACUCUUUUGCAGCCUUUUCUUCCCCUCUCUUCCUUUCUACACAGUUGCAUUGUUCCUGGGUUCUGUCUGUUGUUCCAGCCAAGUGAUAUUUGGAUGGAGAAGCUAAGGGCUAAAGCAGAAGCAUGUGAUGCAUGGCACAAAGAGAAAAUUUCCUGGAGAAACUGAAAGGAAAAUAGAGGGCAGAACCCUUGCUUGAAAAGGUACUGGUCUACAUAGCUGUAGGUGUUACAGGGAAAUCACAUCACUUUAAAAGUGCAAGAUUAUGCAAUUUAAAGUUGAAAGCAGAACAUUAACUCCAUAUACAGGCAGAGAAUGAAGUUCCCAAAUGACGCUUUGAGAAAGAGGACAUUUUUCCAAAUUAACAGAAGGAGAGAGAGAAAACUCAGAGCUGGACUGAACCCCAAAUGUGGUGGUCAAGUUUCAUCAAGAUUCUAGCUGCGCAGAUCAAGAAUUACCAGGAUGUAAAAAGUUGUGUGGAGUCAAAGCUAUCAAGCACUCAACCACAGAUUCCUCAUCUGUCCAGGUUACCAGCAGUAUGUGAUAGUUGAAACUUUCCAAUACACUGGAGUCAGCUGAUGAAAGGCAAAUAUUGUAAAGAUCUUGUCCCAUUGUAGAACAGUGUUCACUAACUUUGUUUUUCUGCAUUUCUUGUGAAAUAAUAUUAUCCUACCUCCACCCCACACCAGAGGCAGCAUAAUCCUCUGUCCACAUACUGUACUGUAAAUUUCAAAAAGAUUGGAGUGUGCCACUGAUCAUACCUCAAAUGUUUAUGCAUGCUGUUUGAUCCCAGAAUACUGACUUAUGUCAUUAAUGGCUUGUGUCAUCCUCCUUUCCAGUUUCAGAAAUGGCAAGUGUUCAUCAUCUUAGCUACACUAAUCUAAUGCUUAAAGAAAAAAUAGAAAAGAACAAGGUAAAGCAGAACAGGACAUUGUAAAACCAGAUUCAGGAUGACUAUAAAAGGGACAAAAUAAAAUCAGUUAAAAAUUUUUUCCUUUUGUGUAUUACUAAUAACAAUAUAAACAAAACUGAUUUAGUCUCAUUGUUCAGUUUACAUUUCACUCAAUUUAGACAGUAGCUUAUGUAAGAUAGUCAGUUUCUAAUAAUUUCCCCUUCUGGUUCUCAUCAUACACUACUACAGAACUUGAGAAUCUUUAAAAUCUUAUUUUUACAUUCAUGUAAUAAGCAUUUCUAUUUAUAGUCCGAUUCAGGUUUUUGGUACUGUUGCUUUGUAUGCAACCUAAAUUUGGGGUCUGACUGUGUCCCUUUAAUUUUUAUGUGAAUUUAACUAGAAUUAAAUUUUAUAUUAUGAUUUUCGUUGUACUAGUAAGUUUGUAAAUUUUUACAUUUUACAUAAUAGAUGGCAAUAUUGUUCAUUUAGGGCCAAAUUCUGCCUUCAAGUUGAUUUCCACAACUGUUAUUAAUGCAUGCAUAACUGAGGGCACUGUUCAGUCUUAAUUGAUUUAUUUCCACAUGGGAAAAUGCUGCUUUUUGUGAAACAGCCAAGAGCUGUUGAAGCUAAUGUUAUUGACACUCUUGCACAGGUUGAGCAGAACACAGCAGGUAAAGCAGGACCUCAUAGAUCUUUAUACAAGGGGACCAGUUUUUUAUAAGUAACCAGUUUAAGUGACCACAUUUGACAACUGGGCACAGAGAUUUCAUGGGCUUCUACAGCCACAUUCUUAUUUAGAUGACAAAACAUUCACUUUAUCAAAGAGGUCCUGGCCAAAUUUCAGCUCAGGUAAUUCCAUUCUCCAAGCCCAAAUUCCCCCUUCCCUUUGAGGAGAGUGCAUUUUAUUUACAAGAGACUUUAGGAAAGGUUUAGUGCUGCUGCACAGAACCCAAGAAGUGGCUACGUUGAUAAAGAGUCUGUAAAAAGUUUUAUUUUCAAUUCAGGAAAGAAGGGUUACUUACCAUACAGUAACUGUGGUUCUUCAAAAUGUGUUGUCUACAUGGAUCCCAUCCAUGGUGUGCAUGUGCCCCAUUCAUGCGAGAUCAGAUUCUUUUGGAUAGUGGUCUAGAUAUCU